Molecule: messenger RNA, 3430 nt
Organism: Yamadazyma tenuis ATCC 10573
Lineage: Eukaryota; Fungi; Ascomycota; Pichiomycetes; Serinales; Debaryomycetaceae
Source: RefSeq, a predicted model, not a curated record
AUGUUUCUCAUAUUUUGCGGCCAAGAACGCGACUCUUACAGCCAGUUUAUUGAUUGUCAGACUUUCAACUCGUUUCUAACAAUAAAGUCUACUUUAAUUGCAACUGUUGAAACUGACAGAAACCCUCAUGAUUACGAUGAGGAAUUAAAAUUAAGGUGUGUGUCUGCAAAUAAAACAUUUCAAGCUGAAAAUGCUUAUCGAUGUUCGUAUCAACAAGUCCUAGAUUAUUGGCAUGUUGAUUUCAAUCAUGGAUUGACCCCACAACAAGUGGAAGAAAAUUCAAAGAUAUAUGGUGCUAACAAUCUUGGUGAAGAAACCUCGAUUAGCUACACCAAGAUUUUGGCCCAUCAGGUGUUCAACGCGAUGAUUUUGGUAUUAUUAAUCUCCCUAAUCAUUGCCUUGGCCAUCAAAGAUUGGAUCUCGGGUGGUGUUAUCGGUGCUGUUGUAUUGGUCAAUAUCGUUGUUGGAUUCAUUCAGGAGAUUAAGGCUGAAAAGACCAUGGGGUCUUUGAAGUCUUUGUCUUCGCCUUCUGCCCGGGUGUUGAGAGGUGGUGAAGAAUUGAAUAUCAAUACGAGCGAGUUGGUUCCUGGUGAUAUUGUUCAUGUUAGAGUUGGUGACACGAUUCCUGCUGAUUUGAGGUUGAUUGAAACAGUCAAUUUGGAGUCGGAUGAGGCUCUUUUGACGGGCGAAUCUUUGCCAGUAGCCAAGGACGCGGAAGAAGUAUUGGACGAGGAAUGUCCGGUUGGUGACAGGUGUAAUAUGGCCUAUUCUUCUGCUGUUGCGGCAAAGGGAAGAGGUGUUGGUAUUGCUGUCGCAACUGGUUUGAACACGGAAAUUGGAAAGAUUGCAUCCUCUUUGAAAGAUUCCGACAGUAAAUUGAUUGUGUUCAUAAAACCGGGUUCAGGCGUCAAAGGGAUAUUUAGUGCUAUAGGGCAAUCUGCUUACAAUGUCGUGAUGUAUGUUUUGGGGGUUACUGUUGGUACACCUCUUCAAAGACGCUUGUCAUGGUUGGCUAUCAUUUUGUUCUGGAUCGCAGUGCUCUUUGCAAUCGUUGUAAUGGCAUCUCAAAGCUUCAGAGUGAACGUUUCUGUGGCUAUUUAUGCUGUUUGUGUGGCCUUGUCCAUGAUUCCAUCGUCAUUGGUAGUGGUUUUAACCAUCACUAUGGCUAUUAGUGCUCAAGUUAUGGUCACUAAACACGUCAUUGUUCGUAAAUUGGAUUCCCUAGAAGCGUUGGGAGGAAUCAAUGACAUUUGUUCUGAUAAAACUGGUACUUUAACUUUGGGUAAGAUGAUUGCAAGAAAGGUAUGGAUUCCAACUGUUGGGACUUACUUUGUGCAAAACUCGAGCAAUGUUUUAGAUUCUAGGGAUGGUGAUAUUAAUUUCAGCAAGUGUAGUCCUCAGUAUACCAACGAAACUGACCAACUAAUUGAGUUUAAUGCAAUCUCUUCAAUAUCCUUUUCUGAAAACGCAGAAAAAUGGUUUUACACAGCGUCAUUGGCUAAUAUUGCUAGUGUUAACCAGGUUAAUAAAGAUGAAGGUCCUGUUUGGGAAGCUCAUGGGGAUGCGACUGAAAUUGCUAUAAAUGUAUUCACUCAGAGAUUUGGCUUCUUGAGAGAUCAAAUUAUUCUGAAGGAUCUGUUAGAACAUAUCUGUGAAUUCCCAUUUGAUUCGUCAAUCAAGAGAAUGUCAGUUAUCUACACAGAAAGUGUUACUCAGAAGUCUAGAGUAUAUACAAAGGGUGCAGUAGAACGUGUAUUAGACAUUUGCAGUUUCUGGUAUGGGGAAAAUACCGACAAUCAGACUCUUAUACCAUUGACCAACGAAGACAAACAAUUCAUCGAACAAAACAUGAAUGCUCUUUCGAGUGAUGGUUUGAGAGUUUUAGCAUUUGCAACCAGAGAAAUUUGCUUGACUAAAGAGAAUAGCGAACGCCGUGAAGAAGUAGAACAGAACCUAAUUUUCCAAGGCUUAAUUGGGAUUUAUGAUCCUCCUAGACCCGAAACAGCACCCUCAGUUAAGUUAUGCCACCAAGCUGGAAUUAACGUACGUAUGUUAACUGGUGAUCAUCCGGGAACUGCAAAAGCCAUUGCACAGGAAGUAGGUAUUAUUCCUCGUAACUUGGACCACUAUUCUGAAGAUGUUGUUAAGGUGAUGGUAAUGACAGCGAUGGAAUUUGAUGCUCUUUCAAAUGACCAAGUUGAUUCUUUGCCUUUGUUGCCAUUAGUCAUUGCAAGAUGUGCCCCACAAACCAAAGUCAGAAUGAUUGAGGCUUUACAUCGUAGAGACAAGUUCUGUGCUAUGACUGGAGACGGUGUCAACGAUUCUCCUUCAUUAAAGAAAGCAGAUGUGGGUAUUGCCAUGGGUAUGAAUGGAUCUGAUGUUGCCAAAGACGCUUCCGAUAUCAUCUUGGCCGACGACAACUUUGCUUCGAUUUUGCAUGCCAUUGAAGAAGGAAGGCGAAUGUCUUCUAAUAUCCAGAAAUUUGUAUUGCAAUUGCUUGCAGAGAACGUGGCACAAGCAUUGUAUUUGAUGAUUGGAUUGGCAUUUAUUGAUACUGAUUCUUAUUCGGUGUUUCCAAUGUCACCUGUUCAAUGUCUCUGGGUUAUUGUGGCCACAUCGUGUUUCCCGGCCAUGGGGUUGGGUCAAGAAAAGGCUGCGGAAGACAUCUUGCAGGCUCCGCCAAAUCAUAAUAUUUUCACAUUAGAAAUUGUCAUUGAUAUGUUUGUGUACGGGUUUUGGAUGUCAGCCUGCUGUAUGGCAGUUUUCGCCAUUGUGGUAUUCAAGAUCGGUGAUGGUGAUUUGGGACAUAACUGUAACACUGGCAGUGGAACUGGCUGCGAAUUGGUUUUUAGAGGAAGAUCCGCAGCGUUUGCUGCCUUCACUUGGUGUGCUUUGAUUUUGGCUUGGGAAUGCAUUCAUACUCGCUUUUCGCUUUUUAACAUGAGGCCUUAUUCAGAACUCCCUUGGUAUAAGGUUUUGGCCACAGACUUAUGGGAUAAUACGUUUUUGUUUGUCUCUGUGCUAGGAGCAGCUGCAUCCGUAUUCCCAGUGGUUUAUAUACCUGUGAUUAACAACAAGGUGUUUUUACAAGGACCUAUUGGCUACGAAUGGGGCCUUUCUGUCGCAUUCACUCUAGUGUUCAUAUUGACUGUUGAAUGUUGGAAGUGGAUCAAGAGAAUGUAUUUGCGGAAGGGUAUUGCACGCAACCCCGAGGACGACAUGGAGGAAAACCAUCCUUUCCACAAAUAUUCCAGUUUCUCUAAAUCCAGUGAUUUUGUUUAGCAUCAUACUUGCUUUCAGGUAUAAUUGUGUACUUUUUUUUCACCGAACUACGGUUUUUUUGUAUUAUCAAUUGUAUGUCCUAGUUAUAUAGAGUCUGUGUUUUUCGCAUUUUCGAAUUUCGUUAUUCAAUGAUAGAAGUCUCAGUGAA